GCAGCUGAUGGAGCGAGCGCGGGCAGAAGGCUCGCGCGAACAUGGCGGACGGAGACAGCGGGAGUGAGCGCGGCGGCUUCCAGAACCUCCAGCGGGACCAGGACACCCAGGAGCUGGCGUCCAAACGGCUCGACAUCCAGAACAAGCGCUUCUACCUGGACGUCAAGCAGAACAGCAAAGGGCGCUUCAUAAAGAUCGCGGAGGUCGGGGCCGGCGGCUCCAAGAGUCGCCUGACGCUCUCGUUGUCGGUAGCGGCGGAGUUCCGGGACUAUCUCGGGGACUUCAUCGAGCACUACGCCCAGCUGGGGCCCAGCAGCCCCGAGCAGCUCGCGCAGGCGUCCGCAGGGGAGGACGGCGGACCGCGGCGCGCACUCAAGAGCGAGUUCCUGGUCCGGGAGAACCGCAAGUACUACCUGGACUUGAAGGAGAACCAGAGGGGGAGGUUCUUGCGGAUCCGACAGACCGUCAACCGCGGCCCGGGCUUCGGAGUCGGGGGACCCGCGGGCGGCGUGCUGUCCGGCCAGACCAUCGCGCUGCCGGCUCAGGGCCUGAUCGAGUUCCGGGACGCGCUGGCCAAACUCAUCGACGACUACGGCGGCGACGACGACGAGCUGGCGGGCGGAGUGUUCGGGGCUGCCGCGGGCUUCGGUGAGCUGCCCGAGGGCACCUCCAUCACCGUGGACUCUAAACGCUUCUUCUUCGACGUGGGCUCCAACAAGUACGGCGUGUUCAUGCGCGUGAGCGAGGUGAAGCCCAGCUACAGGAACUCCAUCACGGUGCCGCUCAAGGCCUGGGCCAAGUUCGGAGGCGCCUUCUGCAGGUACGCGGAGGAGAUGCACGACAUCCAGGAGCGCCUCCGGGACAAGAGCUACGAGCGCCGGGACGAGUCCGAGGGCGACGACGGGGACGACGACUGAGCGACGCGGCCCAGAGGUCACGUGUGACGUCAGAACAUCAGCCGCGGGUCGGUUGUGAUCCAAAGCUUCGCUGCGCGCUCCGGGGUUGUGGGAUGAUCCAGAUUACACCAGCGCUGGGAUUACGGGCCGGAGCGGACUCGUCCACACGACGUCACGAGCUCGGAAGCCCCCAAGCAGCAACCUGUCAGCGAGUGCAGCUGACGAUGUCGCCGCUCCUCUGUAGCGAGCGGUCAGCCCGUGUCACGUGUUGUACGUGUGGACGAGUCCAAACCAAGUCUUCAAGCGUCAACGUCACGAUGUCAACGCGCGUGGUGUGUGAAUCUGUUAUCCAGUUCGUGUGACGUCGUUGUUUGGGUUGACCCGGGAACCAGAACCCUCUGUCUGAACGUGGAAAAUGUAAAGCAACAAACCAGCAGAAAUAUUUUAACUAUUCUGAUGACAGCUCAAAAUAAAAAAAAAAUAAUUUCUUAAA
This is a messenger RNA of Synchiropus splendidus (mandarinfish), 1389 nucleotides long. RefSeq names its product purine-rich element binding protein Bb (gene purbb). The record is from RefSeq and is a predicted model, not a curated record. Lineage: Eukaryota; Metazoa; Chordata; Actinopteri; Syngnathiformes; Callionymidae. Gene Ontology annotation, biological process: regulation of transcription by RNA polymerase II. The transcript has a single exon. Gene Ontology annotation, molecular function: RNA polymerase II transcription regulatory region sequence-specific DNA binding; DNA-binding transcription factor activity, RNA polymerase II-specific; purine-rich negative regulatory element binding. Bases 42 to 917 code for a protein of 291 amino acids. Gene Ontology annotation, cellular component: nucleus.